CCUGUUUGGGAAGUGUUGAGGAGAGACAGGGAAAGCGACCACCAUCUCCCAUACUCCCACACCCUGAAUCUCAGGGCUUUCCCUUUCGCCAGGCUCACUCAAUACCCCAGGGAGGCGUGGCUCUCACCUACCCAACCACCUACUCUCUCCCUGGGGGCUGGGCUAGCUUCUCCAGGGGCCCUCUCUUCUCUAGGCAGCCACGCAAAUGUGGGACUGGCCAAAAGGUCUGCAGAAGCCAUGGGCUCCCACUUCUCGCAUGGACUCCGGACCCAGAGCCAGGCUGGGCUUCAUCACCAGGCCUCCUCACCAACUCCUGUCCCUUCUUCUGUGUCCCGGACUCCGGAUACUUCGACUGUCAGUACAUUGUGCUCAGCCCAGGAAAUCUGAGAAUCCUGCCUGUGCCAUUCACAGGCCCAGAGCCAUGGCUAGCUCCUCUUCCUCCUGGGAACUGCCCCUGGUGGCUGUGUGCCAGGUAACAUCGACACCAGACAAGCAACAGAACUUUAAAACUUGUGCUGAGCUGGUUCAAGAAGCUGCCAGACUGGGUGCUUGCCUGGCUUUCCUGCCUGAGGCAUUUGACUUCAUUGCACGGGACCCUGCGGAGACGCUGCGCCUGUCUGAGCCACUGGGUGGGAACCUUUUGGGAGAAUAUACCCAGCUUGCCAGGGAAUGUGGACUCUGGCUGUCCUUGGGUGGUUUCCAUGAGCGUGGCCAAGACUGGGAGCACACUCAGAAAAUCUACAAUUGUCAUGUGCUUCUGAACAGCAAGGGAUCAGUAGUGGCCACUUACAGGAAGACACAUCUGUGUGAUGUAGAGAUUCCAGGGCAGGGGCCUAUGCGUGAAAGCAACUCUACCAUGCCUGGGCCCAGUCUGGAGUCACCUGUUGACACACCAGCAGGCAAGAUUGGUCUAGCUGUCUGCUAUGACAUGCGGUUCCCUGAACUCUCUCUGGCAUUGGCUCAAGCUGGAGCAGAAAUACUUACCUACCCUUCAGCUUUUGGAUCUGUUACAGGCCCAGCCCACUGGGAGGUAUUGUUGCGGGCCCGUGCCAUUGAAACCCAGUGCUAUGUAGUAGCAGCAGCACAGUGUGGACGGCACCAUGAGAAGAGAGCAAGUUAUGGCCACAGCAUGGUAGUAGACCCCUGGGGAACAGUGGUGGCCCGCUGCUCUGAGGGGCCAGGUCUCUGCCUUGCCCGGAUCGACCUCAGCUAUCUGCGACAGUUGCGCCAACACCUGCCUGUAUUCCAGCACCGCAGACCUGACCUCUAUGGCAAUCUGAGUCACCCGCUGUCUUAAGACUUUGACUUCUGUGAGUUGAGACACCCAUUGUGAGCUGGUGCUGCUGUGACCUGUAGGCAGGACCCAGGCACAGCUCCCCUCACUUGGAGAACCUUGACUCUUUUGAUGGAACAUAGGCUCAGCUUACUGGGAAAGAAGAAACUUUCACCUGAGCUCAGAUUUCAGUUUCAGAAAGGUGGAAUUUUAUAUAGUCAUUGUUUAUUUCAUGAAAACUGAAGUUAUGCUGAGGGCUGAGCAGCACUGGCAUUGGAAAAAAUACAAUAAUCAUAAAGUC
This is a messenger RNA of Lemur catta (Ring-tailed lemur), 1574 nucleotides long. It is a transcript of the gene NIT1, whose product is annotated as nitrilase 1. The record is from RefSeq and is a predicted model, not a curated record. NCBI's taxonomy places the organism in Eukaryota, Metazoa, Chordata, Mammalia, Primates, Lemuridae. The transcript is spliced from 7 exons. Gene Ontology annotation, molecular function: hydrolase activity, acting on carbon-nitrogen (but not peptide) bonds, in linear amides. Bases 206 to 1297 code for a protein of 363 amino acids.